This is a messenger RNA of Arabis nemorensis, 564 nucleotides long. The record is from the annotation of a GenBank genome assembly. NCBI's taxonomy places the organism in Eukaryota, Viridiplantae, Streptophyta, Magnoliopsida, Brassicales, Brassicaceae.
AUGAUGUCUGUGUCUUCAGAAGAUGAGCCUCAACUUGUGGAAGAACCGACUCCCACUAAAAAUAAAAGGCCUGCUCCAACGGGAAAGGCAAGUAAAGCCAAGAAGGCGAAAUCAUCAGCAGCCAUCAAAGCAGAGUGGGUAAAAGGGAAUAUCGCACAUCGUCUUUGUACUCGCACCCAAGGGAAGGUUGCUGCUCCUGUUACCACUGCAGAGGGCAGUGGGGAGUCAGAUUCAGGAGUCCCCCCGGCUGGAACCACUAAGCCCUCUAAACAGAACCAUGCAAAGCCGGCAGUUUCUCAUAUCUCUGACGACACUGACGAUCCGGUUCCACCAUUCCUUCUCCGUUACGAAGCACAUCGAAAGGUUAUCCUGAACCGUGACCAGAGGUACCCUGAAUUCAAGAAAAACUAUGUGUCUCCGCACAACAAAAAGUUUGUUUCUGUGGCGGCGGAAGAAAGGCAUGGAGAUGGUGUGAUGGGCAAGGACAAUAACAGCACUUCAAAGGCAAGACCCAAUGUUCAAAAGGAAAAGGAAACUGUCCCGGACUCUGAUGAAGAAUUCUAA